Molecule: messenger RNA, 4612 nt
Organism: Periophthalmus magnuspinnatus
Lineage: Eukaryota; Metazoa; Chordata; Actinopteri; Gobiiformes; Gobiidae
Exons: 4
Coding region: 4-717 (237 amino acids)
Biological process (GO): adaptive immune response
Cellular component (GO): membrane
Molecular function (GO): signaling receptor activity
Source: RefSeq, a predicted model, not a curated record
CACAUGGAGAUGGCACUGUUUGGAGUUCUUUUCUUCAGUCAGAUCUGUAAAGUUUUCGCAGAGGUGGCAUUCUGGCGUGUAAGUGAGAGCCAGUCUGUGGAGCUGUCCUGUCCGAUCACGGAGCACAGUACCCAGCUGCACUUGUACCACCGUGGCACCCACAGCCAGAGCACCCUGCUGUCCCUAAGCCGAGGUGAUCCUGCCAGGGUGAGCCCCAAACACAGAGGGCGCCUUUGGCUGAAUGGGGGUCUCCAUGGGGGUCUCCAUUCUGCACAAGUCAAUGUCACUUUACUGCAUCUGGAGUCUGGGGACACUGGGCUGUACCUCUGGGAGAUGACAGAGGACAACUCAUCAAAACAUUUCAUCUAUGACCAAAAGAUCUUUUUGUUGGUUGAAUCAACAGAAAAGUUGUGCCCAUGCUCAUCUGUUCAUCCACCUGUAUUGUUCACCAUCUCUGCAGCAACUGUGCUUAUUCUGCUCAUCAUUUGUGGGCUAGGCAUAGCACAUUGUGUCAAGUCCAAUCAGCACCACACAUUUCAGCCUUCUGCUCCCAUCUAUGUGGAAAUGAGCAGGAAGAAGCAGACUGUGUCCCAGAAUAUCGCUGAACGGACUACACACCUGGAGGAAGUGCGGCUUCCUGUGUACGCCAACCCAAAGUACAGACAGCCCCAAGACAAUUACUACGCCUGCCCCAGACAACUGAAAAUAGGAGAUUAAAAGCAACUAACAAGACAACAAUGUUAACAGCCAAGAAAAAUGCUAUUUUAUUAAUAUUUGAAAGAAGCUCCAUAGUUGAUGAAAACAUUUGUUUCGGUGCAUGUCGUAACAAUCACAUUCUAUGAGGAGAAAGAUAUACAGAGAAAAAUAAAACAUUACAAGCCACUGACUUUUCAUUAAAUCUCAGUACAGACAUUUUACUUAUUAUUUCAAAAACAAAAAGGCAAAAAGCAGCCCUAGUCCCAUAUAGCCCACCCUCUAAUAUCCCCACAAAAACAACUGAGAAAAUUACCCUUGAGGGCAACAGGCUAGAAUCCCACAGUGCUAGAGUGAGAUGCUCAUUGGUUUUAGGAAUACACAGCAUGGUGAUGUAGAGCUAGGUCAAUCCGGAUCAGAGGAGGAGGGGCCAGAAGGCAGAGAUCCCUCCAACCCUCACCCUCUCAUUAUUAAAAAAAAACAAAAAAAAAAACAAACAAAAAAACAAACCUCACCCCUGCAAUAGUGGGCCACCUGAAUGUAGCCCAAAUAAGAGUUCCCCUGACCUGUCCCCUACACUUGUGCAUAGUUUCAUGAUCCUUUACAACCAGCUCAGUGCGAACAAUGUUCCACGAAAAGUCUGUUUUCAUUCUUAAGUUGUUUUCAAAAUACACGCUGUGGGAGAGAAAGAGGAAAGAGCAAUGCACAAUAUUCCUGAUUCAGUCAGGACGGGACCUCAGGAAAACACACAAAAAAGAUUCAAACAGCAUUUUGCAUGUUACUCAUGUCUUUUUCUCACAAUCAAAAUUAUUAACUUUUUAACCUAAAGCAAUUUUUAUAUAUAGAUUUACAUAUAAAGCACAUUUUAUCAGAGUCCAGUAUUUGGUUAUUACGUAACUGCUACGGAUUUAGAAACAAAAAGUUUGCUUUUCUUCGGAAAUCCAUAACUUUCAGUGCUUAAAUUUAAAUCACCUUUUUAAACUAAUCAUAAAAAAUGUACAUUAAAAUGGCGUGGAGUUGAAACUCUGGAACCCUGGCCUUCCUGAGACAAGAUCCACUUUUUGUGUGUGCAAGGUAGUGAGCAAUAUAUAUUUUUUUCAGUUUUCAUAUAUAAUGGAAAAUAUAUAAUAAACAUAAAACAUACAGGCUUUAGAAAUUAAUAUUAACACAGAACAAAAUUGUAAAAGAACACACUGUUCAAUCCCAGAGCUUGAAAAAACAACCAUCUUCAUUUUGUGAAGUUUGUUGCACUUUAAAAUGGAAGCAUUUGUCCUUUUUACAAUCCCAUCGUUAAACUUUUUGUGUUUCAUCUCUGGAAAAAUAUAUUUACGUAAACCGUCAGUGGCCUUUCAGGAAAACAAAGAACAUGAGUCAGUUGAACAAAAGUGACAGAACAAAAGCUAACAACCAAAAAGGUAGGCACCUAUGAAAGAGCCAUCACAGCCCAGGCUCAGUCUCCUGUCCACCUCCACUCUCCACUGCUAAGAUUUGGGAGAGAUGAAGUCCUUCUAUCCUUACUAUGGCCACUGCUCUGCAAACACUUUUUUUUGCUGCAUUUUUACAUAGUAUUUGAUUUUUUUGUUUGUUUUGUUUUUAGUCUGAAAAUGGUGCAAUACUCAAAUAUGAUCCACACUUUCUUGGAUUAUUCCACAAUGAAAGCCACUAAGGUAGAUAAAUGUAACAUUUGUAAAACACACUUAUUUUAGUCCUUGAGUAAACUUUUACACAUGAACUGUCCCGACCUCCCCAUAGUACUUGUAUCAUGUUGUUCAUUUAGCUGAAUCAGGGGCAAGGCUGACACUCAGUGCAAUGCUAGAGGCUAGUAACAAUUAACAUCAGAAUAUACAUUUGACAAGCAAUAAGUAAAACAAAUCAACAAAAGUAUACUGUAUUAAACUAAACACAUUGCGGAGAGCCCACCGCAGUCACCCACACACAAACAUUCAUACGACAUACAGUACACAGUCUUGUGCAAACACUCAAGAUGAAAAAUUGACUCUUUUUUUCUGUAACACUCGCAUUUCAAAUUGGAUUCACUCUGAUACUAUUAAAAAUCUCUGAAGUUUAUGAAUGAGACAAAAAACGACUACAAAAAGUGUUCACAUUACAUUAUUGGCGCUUCUUUUGAUUCAAGUAUUUCGUUCAUUAUUUUGUAUUACUCUGAUAUGUUGAUAUGAACUUUGUAGGGAAUAUAAUGUCAGGGGGUGGGCAUUGGCUAAGUGGAAACAGAGUCAUACAAAGUGCACUAUGGUGGUGCACUGUGUACGAGCUUAUAUGUGCAUAUUCAGCCUAGGCCUUUUGAAAUUUGUAAAUUAAAAUCAUUCUGGCCAACCCUUGUCUGAUCAGUGAUUGAUAAGCAUCUAUUAGUUAAAUUCUAGAUGCUUAUUGAAACCAAAAGACUAAUGAAAUAAUAUUUAAUUUCUAACACUCAAGUCCAAAGUCACUUUACACUCAGUUUCUUAAUUCAAGUCCAGUGUGGAGUAAAUGCAUGAAUAGACACACUCAACAGGCAACAGUGAUUGUUUAGUCGAGUCUGGCACGACUCUGGAAGAGGGACAACCCCCAAAAUUUAAGACUUGGUACCAAACUUAAUGUGUUCUUGUUUCUGCUGAUAGCUUAGGUCUGACCCUAAAGCCAGCUAUUUUGAAAUGAUUAUGUCAUGACCUUCAUAAUGCAGGUCCAUACACCCUGAUUACAGCAUUCCCUCCAAUGGGGGAGAGCUCACAGGGAAACACCUUAGCUUUGGAGGGCACAGCGGAAACAUUUUUUCAGUUUUUGCAAAAAACUUUGAUGAUGAAAAAAGAUAAUGUUUUUGGUUUUUAGAAAGAUGUACCCGAUGUGAUCAAUAAACAGUGCACAGACACAAACAGGGACCAGCUGGCCCCAACUUCUGCAGCGUGUAUGUCCACUAAAGUGUCAAUCCCCUGACAGUGAGAAACCAGCACCAGAGGCUUGUCCUGUCCUACUCCUUGCACGUUACUGCCAGAGCUUUGUGCAUGCCCUGCAGACAAAAACACACUUCACUUUCUUCACUAUGAUACUGCCCGGUGGAAGUACAGAGAGGAAAAGCCAGUUGGCACAAGAUGCCAAAAGUGACUGUUUGCCAACCAACAGUGCCCUCAACAGGUCAUUAGUGUUUAGUAGCUGUGUCCCUCACAUUUGAUUCGGACGCCCAAGGGAAGCUGCCUGGUAGUAAAGGUUAAAGAAGUGGACAUUGGCAGAUGUGGAGCAUGGCUGUGAAAUCUGAAUGGCUGUGAUUGAAUCCCUCCUUGAUUUUGCAUAGAUCUGGAAGGCUGCUCUCAAUGGAGGUGGUUGAAACUAAGCACUCCCAGAGUUAAAACAUAAAGCACCACUGUGGCUGUGCCCCAUCCACUAUAAAGAAGGUGCAUUCACUCUGUGGAGUGGAGACCUUGUCCUGCACGGCACAACACUUAAGAACCAAAAGCCUGUUUCUAUUAAUAUCAUCAGUGUCUGUAUGGGCUGACCAUAAGCCGUACCUAUAAACCACACACUGGUUCUGCUGACAAAGCAGACGGGGGGCCUGGGAAAUCAAAAUGAAACAGCAUUUAUAUUUAAAACUAUACCAUCAGACUGAUGCAACUGCAUCAGUCAACUUUACAAGAAAAUGUACACAGACAAAUGAAAUAAGUACAACACAUCAAGUGCCUCAGCAUCAGGCUAAAGUGAUCAAUGCAGAAGUGAGAGAAAAUGGAAGAGGAGGGUGGCGCAGUAGUCGUAGUGAGCUGCUUUUGGCCUGGAGGUCCAGGGGAAGAUGGGGAGAAGCCAGUUUGACAGGGGUCUGCAGGGAGAGGGAUGAGGACCGCAGCGGAGCAGUGCACUCUGCAGCAGACAGGCACUCAGUGACCAUGAUAUACCACAAGUUGGCAGGGCCUCUUCACAGAGAGAAAUUAAAAAGUAC